This is a messenger RNA of Bemisia tabaci, 425 nucleotides long. Lineage: Eukaryota; Metazoa; Arthropoda; Insecta; Hemiptera; Aleyrodidae. The record is from RefSeq and is a predicted model, not a curated record.
UACCACACAGGAGCAUUGAAUCAAUAUGAAAACAUGAAUGUGUAUUUCCAAAGAUGUGUUGAUGUUGUACAAUUGAUUUUCAAAGCAACAAACAAUUUUAUAAUACGCCAUUUCAUGAGCAAACUCUUCAAUUCUCUUUUCGUUAUUAUUUUUCAGUAUCGAGUGUACUUGAAUGGUUUUGGAUAUGCUUUAUUCGGCGUUCCAUCGCGAGAUCUUGAAUCCACAUGGCGUGCUGAUCGACUGAGGACACCAGCUAACCAAAGAAGUUCACCAUUACUAUCCAAAAGCUCUAUCAUCGAAGUGGUCGUACCUACAGCAAAUGAUAUUGCUCACAGGAGGUUCUCAAAAUCUCGACUCUUUCCUGCCGGUAAAAUCUUGCACAUAACGUACAAAAAGAAAAGUAAAGAAGAGAAGAAAGCCGCAAA